This is a messenger RNA of Pelmatolapia mariae (spotted tilapia), 2317 nucleotides long. RefSeq names its product endothelin receptor type B-like. The transcript has 8 exons. The record is from RefSeq and is a predicted model, not a curated record. The coding region runs from base 467 to 1789 and encodes 440 amino acids. Gene Ontology annotation, molecular function: endothelin receptor activity. NCBI's taxonomy places the organism in Eukaryota, Metazoa, Chordata, Actinopteri, Cichliformes, Cichlidae. Gene Ontology annotation, biological process: endothelin receptor signaling pathway; regulation of blood pressure; vasoconstriction. Gene Ontology annotation, cellular component: plasma membrane.
CAGCAAUCAGAGUGAGAGAGAGAUAAAGAGGGAGCGAGGAAGUGAAAACUGAACUCAGUUUGAUUUUAGUCAGUUUAGUCUGGACUGAGCAGAAGGAACUCUUCUUCUUCUUCUUCUUCUUUGUUGAGUUUGGAAGGAUUUAUUUUAAGAGGAAGUGACAGACAAAGACAGAAAAACUCAAACAGACCAAAAACAGCAGAAUCAUCUGAGGACCUCGAACACUUUCACGUCCCCUCUCAGCCCAGCUUCACAACUUCAGCAACAAAGAUUCUGGACUCCAGAAUUCAGGACUUUUGAACAAGUUUCUGAAUCCGAGCAGCUUCCAAACAGGGAUCUUCUGGAAUCAGUUUUGAAGCUACAGAAAGUUCUAGAAAUACUACUGCCUCCAGAUUUUUCUCUAAAUUUGGGAAGUGGUUUAGAGGUAGCAGUCCAUAAGAAUUUUUGUAAUUCAGUGAAGGGUUCCAGGAUGGGGCACAGAAUUUCCUCCAUGCCCUUUGGGUUCAUCCUGCUGCUGAUUGUCUGGUGUUUGUCCUUUAUUGAUCCAGCUGUCUGCCAACACAUCCCCACAUCAGAGCCAUCUUUCUCAAAUCUGGUGAUGUCUGAUCUGCCAGGCUUCCACAGCACUGACCAACCUCUAGACCCAGGCUUGCAUCAUUUGCAAUAUAAUGCGAAGAAGAGCGGUCAUGGAAAGCAACACUUCCAAAAGCUGAAGCAACCGUCCACCAACGCAUCUACGGUGGUUAGGUGCUCAAUCAAUGUGAAAAUGAAAGCAACCUUCAGGUACAUCAAUGCCGUGCUUUCCUGUUUGAUCUUUAUUGUGGGAAUCAUUGGCAAUGCCACCCUGCUGAGGAUUAUCUCCCAAAACAAAAGCAUGAGGAAUGGACCCAACGCUCUCAUAGCCAGCCUCGCCCUCGGGGACCUGAUAUACAUCGCAAUAGUCAUGCCGAUCCAUGUCUAUAAGCCCUUGGCGAUGAGGUGGCCCUUUGCCGAGAAUGACUUUGGGCUGUUCCUCUGCAAGCUGGUUCCCUUUGUGCAGAAAGCUUCAGCCGGCAUCACCGUCCUCAGCCUGUGCGCUCUGAGUGUGGACAGGUACCGAGCGGUGGCAUCCUGGUCACGGGUGCAGGGCACGGGUCUCCCCACGGUAACAGCGGUGGAGAUUGUGGCGAUCUGGGUGCUGUCGGUGGUGCUGGCUGUGCCGGAUGCUGUCACCUUCACUAUGGUCCCUUCCACAUACAACAACCAUAGCUUCAAUGUCUGCAUGUUGUCACACAGGAACACACCCUUCCUGGAAUACUACAUCAAAGCCAAGGACUGGUGGUUUUUUGGUUUCUACUUCUGCAUCCCUCUGGCCUGCUCAGCCAUUUUCUACAGCCUCAUGACCUGCGAGAUGAUCCAACACGAGAAAGAAAGUCUGAAGAUCUCGCUGACCGAGCACCUCAAGCAGCGGAGAGAAGUCGCUAAAGUCGUGUUCUGCCUGGUGUUGAUCUUCGCCUUGUGCUGGUUUCCUCUCCAUCUGGGUCGCCUGCUGAAGAAGAUCAUCUAUGAUCGAGACCUCAGUGAGCAGCGAUGUGAACUCCUGAAUUUCCUGUUGGUCCUCGACUACAUCGGCAUCAACAUGGCCACCAUCAACUCCUGCAUCAAUCCCAUAAUCCUCUUCUUUGUGUCCAAGAAGUUCAAAAACUGCUUCAAGUCCUGUCUGUGCUGCUGGUGUUACUCUGGCUCUCUCUCUAACAGCAUGCUGCCUCUCCACCACGGGACGAGCCUGCAGUACAAACACACUGACCACUGAGCGAGCAGGACACUCGCCUCCAUCUGCAGCUCUGAGCGCUGAACCAGCAGCCACACAGAGACACUGACUGUGUGUGAAAUACAGCACAGAGUACACCAGCGCUUUCAUGUGUAGUCUUUACCUUUAUUAGUACAUUUAUUCAAUUCUGUAUUAUAUUAUGUGUUUUAUAUGUGAUAUAGUUAUACUAUGUGUCAGACCUUAUAGCUGCAGUGUAGUGAAGUUUAAAUGUUUAGUGACAAGUAGAGAGUUCCUUCAAAAAUAAGAAUAGAAAAAGGUUUUCCUAAACCCUGAGCUCCGAAUUCAACCUCAUCCAACACCUUUGGGAUGAACUGGAAAGCCAAACAAGCCGGACCUCAUCACCCAAGGUCUGUGUUGGACCUCUUGUGGCUAAACAAAGUAUUACAUUAAUUAUGACAACAUAAAUAAUGUGUUUUUGUGCCCUUUAACAGACAAAAUACACUUUUUUCUUUUCCUAUGGAUAAAAGAUUUUUACAGGAAAAAGUUUCUUUCAUUUUCAUUUGAAAGAUA